Molecule: messenger RNA, 986 nt
Organism: Tuber aestivum (summer truffle)
Lineage: Eukaryota; Fungi; Ascomycota; Pezizomycetes; Pezizales; Tuberaceae
Source: the annotation of a GenBank genome assembly
UGUCAAACGCUUCCUCCUCCUCCGCUAUCAUGAAGAAGGAACCCUCUACGGCAGCGACGGUGACUAACACAUCCCAGUACCGCCCAAACGGCCAAUCCCGCCGCCAAGCACGCUCCGCCAACGACCACGACGUCUUCGAGGGACUGCCGGUCCGCCGGUGGUCCCGACAAUGGGUUCACGUCGGCAAAUCCGCACCCCCGCCCCCUCCCGAACCAGAGCUCCCCCUGCCGAAAGAGACCCACCUCCUUCCGCCCAUGUCCCAGGCACUCCUCCAAGCCGCGAGGUCAAGUUCGCAGGGCAAGCCCACCGCCAAACCAGCGCACAUCCCGGGACAGCAACUCUUCCAGACCAAACGCUGGAUGCAGGUCCCACGUCACUUGGAACCACCCGAGCCCGUGUACCUAGCUAAGCCGCUCGGCGGGAAGCGCAAGAGGACGGAAGUGGAGCCCCCGCCGCCGCCAGUUGUCGCGCCCGUUAGACGUCGUGUCCCGCCGCCGAAGAGAAAGGCGAAGCCUAGAGGUAGAAGACCAGGCUACCGGAAGACCGUGACCUUCGCCGCCGAAGGGAAUACCGAAGGUGCUACCGAGGCCGGGGCGAUCUUGAUCGACCCUGCGUCGGUUGUGGAAGCGCCGCCAGUCCCUCCAGCUACUGCUGCUGAAGUCCAGGAAGUUGUUCAGCUCGUGAUGCCGGCGGUGCCGGCUCCGGAGAAAAAGAAGGGACCCAAGGGAAAGAAAAAGGGACUGGGCAAGAAGAAGGACGUUUCCGGGAAGAAGCUGAAAAAGGCCAAGGGUGCCGUCGGCAUCAGCACUCCCGGGAAGGGGAAGAAGAAGGUCAAAGCGGUAGCAACAUCUGCGUCUUCAGCUCCGGCACCCACGACCACCAACGAUGGUGAUGGCGAUACCUCCAUGGGCGGCACCGAGGCUCCCGCAAUCGACCAUGCCACCCCUACCAUUGCGAUCCCGAACGAUGAGAACUUGGUUCCCAAA